CAUUGUCGAAAGGAUUAUCAUCUACAUCCACAUAAGCUACGAGGGUUGAUUCGGAAGACACAGAACAGGCAGCGGGAAUCUGGUAUUGCGAAGCAGAAUGGACAUGGAGCAUUGGAUCGAUGUUUGGCGUUAAGAGGGUAUAUGUCGCGAUAUUUGCAUGGGCUGUUGUUCUUGGGCAAUGGUCAAUGCAUAAAGUGAGGCUCGUUUCCUGGAUGGCGAACAGUAUGAGCAAGUCGUCAAGAUGUUUAGCAGCAAACUACGCACGACGUAACAAUAUCAGAGCGAGCCACUGCCUCCUGCACGCUAAACGGAGGCUCCCACUGCACUGGCACUUGAACAUAAGGAUCUAGAAAUUGAGAGGUUUGUAUUUGAUUCGGAAGCAG
Molecule: messenger RNA, 383 nt
Organism: Desarmillaria tabescens
Lineage: Eukaryota; Fungi; Basidiomycota; Agaricomycetes; Agaricales; Physalacriaceae
Exons: 2
Coding region: 120-350 (76 amino acids)
Source: RefSeq, a predicted model, not a curated record